AUGCUCCGCCCGGUGGUUCGAGGAGCUCGGUGGUAUCAGCAUGUGGCCCGCUCCAGUCCGUCAAUUUCGCCUCGCCGCUUCACAAGAGUCUUCUCCGCGGUAGCACCACACUCAAGCAACUCUGGCGAGCGCAACGAAAAGGUCACAUUCUACGAGCAGAAUACCCGGGAUAGCAAACACAGGCGAAAGAUAGACUACGAGGCUGAAGAUAAAACAGAGCUGGAGAAUGUGGAGCACGAGCUUUCGAAGCUGGACCAGGAGCUGGAGCUUUUGAAAGAGGGACCAUUUGGGCCCAAUAGCCCCUUCAUACAGAGUCUGCCCGAGAAAGACAAAGCUAUUGCGCUGGAAGCAUUACGAAAAUAUGAAGCGGAACAUGGCAAAGAUGAACCGGACAGUCUCGACCAGGUUUUCGAUGAGGAGUUUGAGAAUCUGCUCAAAAAUGAGUUUGAAGAUCUAGCAGCGGAGGACGAAAACUGGAUGCAAAAUCAAAACGAACAAUCGCCAGAAGAAGUUCCACGGCAGCCCUAUGAAGUCGUACUAGAGGACUCGGAACAUAGCGCCUAUAUUGACAGGUUCAACCGCAGCCUCAAGCGGGUUGCCAAGGACAACUCCCAGCAAAGCGCCGGGCAGGAUCUCUGGAAAUGGUACAGACGGUGCAAACAGGUCAUCCCUCGGUUUAUCGAAUCCAUACCUGAAGCGGCUAUGACAUUGCUGUGGUCAUCUCAGCUAAACAUGCCUUCCAAGACAGCGCGGACCCUCCACAUACAAACUCUUGCGGAAGACGCCGUAUCUGUCGGCCGAUCUCUCUCGACCUCAAACAUGCUUACCUACAUCAACUCUCUACAACAAUCUGGUAAAACCAAGUCUGCCCUGGAUCAGUGGGAGUUGCAUCAGGCGGGACUCAGCCAGCGAAAGGAAGAUCUAGAAUCCUAUUGGAGGUUGGGCGUGCAGCUCUUUGCUGCUGAAGGCGAUCCACAGCGAGCUCAGGAUAUUGCUCUCGCUUUUCUAGCGACUGAUACAUCUCGAAAGCCUCGGGUUCUAAUUCCUGUCAUCACCGCUUGGGGACGACAGCCUGGUAAAGAAGCCGAAGUGAAAGCGUGGGCUCUUUAUCUGCAACUGAAGGCAUUGCUCGGGCAAGGAAUGACUAUGGAAGAUUAUGAUCAGAUUAGCAUUGAGCUUCUGAAAGCCGGAAGGCUCAAUCUCGCCAUUGCUGUAUUCAAGGACAUGAUGGUGACCGGUCAGGAUCCGGCGAACGACUCGACAGCGCUAUAUAAAGCAGCUCUUGGCCUAGUCGGCAACUUGCAAGCAUCAAGUAUAUCGGACCAGCAAGUCAACAAGGUCUCGCUUUCUACGCUUACGGUCCUCCCUCGUCGCUUCCAGAACCGAUUCUUUUAUGCCAGUUGGAUGAAGAAGCUCAUCGGAAUGGGCGAGGUUGAUUCAGCCGCCAUGGUGAUUGAGCUCAUGUAUGAACGAGGCGUCAAGCCGGAUCCGAAACAUCUCAAUGGCCUCAUUGCCGGCUGGCUUCGCGUGGGAGAUGCACCGGCACGGGAGAAAGCUGAAAGCUUGGGUUGGGCUAUGAUUAACCGACGGAUUGACCGGGUCUCACAAUCUGAAUCCAAAAAGGAUACAACAGAGCCGACCUUGUCCGAAAGUAACCAAGCAGGUGCUCGAAUCCCCAAGUUCAUGCAACGACCAAUGCCUACAGCAAACAUAGAGACAUUCUCUAUUCUACUUCUUCAUUAUACCCGAAGAGGUGACGAAGGGGCGAUUGAGCAGUUAGUGAAGGGCCUCACAGACGCCCGGAUCCAACCGAAUUCCUACUUCAUGAACCAUCUUCUAUAUGCCGAGCUUCGCAAGCAUGAUAUCAGCGCCUUGUGGAAUAAGUUCAGAGCCAUGUCUCUCACCGUCCAACCAGACCUCGAAACUUACGCCUGCCUCUGGGACUGUGGCAAGCUCCAGUACGACCGUAGCCGCACGGCCUUUAUCACAGACUUUCCAUCUGCGCGAAGGCUGUUUGCAGAGAUGGUAGCCUGGUAUUCAAAUCUUUCAAACCGCGGCAAAACCACCGCACAAGAAGAAUUCUCCAAGGAUCUCUAUGAUCAAAUUAUCCGCUGCUUCUGCUUAUCGCGUGAUUUACAUGGGACGCUUGUUGCACUUUCCUCUCUCCGUUCAACAUUCGGCUUCUCUCCCGACGAGGCGACAGCUCGCCUUAUCAUUCUGCAAGUCGCGCGGCUCGCUGCCGUCCCAUCAGAUACCCCGAAACGCCGCCUCCGCCGUCUCUCCUCAACACCCAAAAGCAAAGAAAACAUCGCCCAUGUCCAUCGUCUCCUCGAACUCAUCAGUGCUCAAAAGACUACGGCGCUCGAAUCAAGAGGCCUUAACCCUGAGUCCCUAGAUCCCCGUGAGAUGCAAACACACCAGUUUGAAAUCAUGACUGACCUUUUGCGUAUUGUCAUGGCGCGAGUCUCUGGUGUUUCACCAUCGGAGUCUGACCGCGUCGAAGCAAAGAUUCUUGCCGUGGCAGAGGAGAUGGGAGUGCGUGGGAUUUACCUUGGCCCCAAAUUAGGGGAUGAAGACGCCAGCUUGCUCUUGACGAGGUAG
This is a messenger RNA of Aspergillus calidoustus, 2601 nucleotides long. The record is from the annotation of a GenBank genome assembly. NCBI's taxonomy places the organism in Eukaryota, Fungi, Ascomycota, Eurotiomycetes, Eurotiales, Aspergillaceae.